AUGGGACACAGCAGCUGUGCUCAUGCUCGGCUCGAGGACAUUGGUUUUGACUUUGAGCUGACCGAAGAGGACGUCCAGAUCCUCCGCUCAAAGGGCGAGCUGGCGGGCGAGGUCGACGAGUUUAACGAUCGCAUGUGGCUGGAAGUCGAUGACCACGCUACUUGCCAUCCUGACCAUGAAGAUCGCCGCAUCAGCGACCUCGAUUCCAUCUCGUUGCCGGCGCCGCGGCCCAAGAGGAGCUCGCAGCUGGCCCUCUUGCUCGGGUGGAACUACUCGACAAGAGCGCAGAUGGGAAAGUACGCAGCGGUGUAUGGGAGAUGUGGCUUUGGCAAGAGGCUGCUCUUCACUCCAACGCUGCCGGAUACGUACGGCGUCGAUCGCGCCUGCCGCAUUGCUCACAAGACUGUGGCGGCGCUGGCAGCGCUCGUUGACGACGAGCCGAAGACCCGUGCUGUCAUUCACGUCUUCUCCGGCUCGGUCUACAUCUACAUCCGCAUGCUUGUCAAGCACGCCGUCGCUGGCGUCGUCUUUGACUCGACGCCCAUCGACGCCUCGGCUGCAAACGGGACCAACGCCGUCAUGGAGGUCUCGUCGCUCCCGCGGCUCGCGUGGGGCCCGCUCUACACCGUCUUCUGGCUGUACUGGAACGCGGUCAUGCCGUUCAACGCCUGGGUCGGCAAGUGGAAGUCGCGGUUCUGGACAUCGAUCUUCCCGCGCCCGCCGCUCCGCGCCCCCGUCGCCUUCUUCUACUCGCCCAGCGACAACAUCGCGCCUGCAGACUUUAUCGAGGCCCAGGCCCGUGCCCUCGUCACCGCCGGCCUACGUGCCGAGCUCUACCCGGUCCCGCCCACACCAGACGGUACUCGGGUCCCGCCGCACUGCACCCACCUCAUGCUCCAUCCAGAUUGGUACGCCGGCGCGCUGGAAACGUUCCUCGGCUCGUUGGAUGGGCUGGAGCUCGACCACUUUGUCCGAUCUCGACUGUGACUGCGGGAGACCGUAAAAUGAGGAGAAG
Messenger RNA from Thecamonas trahens ATCC 50062, 1015 nucleotides. RefSeq lists its product as uncharacterized. The transcript is spliced from 3 exons. Lineage: Eukaryota; Apusomonadida; Apusomonadidae. The coding region runs from base 1 to 987 and encodes 328 amino acids. The record is from RefSeq and is a predicted model, not a curated record.